UGAAAGUGACGUUGGUUUCUCUGCCACAAGUGAAUGAGGGGCAAAGAGAGGUAUCUUCUUUGUUCCUGGAGCCUUCCCUGGAAUUAACCUUGUACUAUUCAGAAGAUCAAGAAGUGCUGAGCCUGGCAGCAGUGCAGCAGCAGGGCCAGCCCUCGGCGAGGCCUCUCUCUGGCUCCCCAGUCAUGCCCUGGCAGCUCUCUGCAGCGGUAGUGUUCUUCGUGUCCCUGGCUGUGAUUUUGCAUUAUGGCAGUCAAAUAAGAGCUAAAGUGUUCCCAGAAACUUCGGACUAUCAGCCUACAACCGCAACAACAGUGCAGGCCAUAGCAAAACCUUUCCUACAACCAACUAACCAAGUACCUCCCAAAACUUCAGCAGUAAGAUCAACAGAUCGUCAUGUCACCUCUCAGAGAGCUGCCACAACCUCCAGCUCUGAACCCCCAAUCACACACACAACAAUAAGAACUCUAGGAACAACUUCCUUGGAAACUAUAAACAGUACCCCAUCUACCAGCACCACAGUCCACACCUUAGUCACAACCCCGGCCACACCCAAUAACUCACACACAGCUGCUCCAGGCACUGAGGCCUCCAUUGGCUCCAGGGCAGCGCCAAGUUCACUGCCAACCACCAUCACCCCACCAGCCCAUACAACAGGAAACAGCCCCACAACUAGGAAAACCACCCAACCCAGUAACCAGAACACCCUUCCAGCAAUGUUGUCCACCUCACCACAUAACAGCACAACCAGUCAGAAGUCUACUCAACCCAUGCACACCUCAGGAGCCACCACAGCUGCACACAAUACCACCCAAACAGCCUCACCUGCCACCAUGGCUCCUGGGCCCACUCUGGCACCUCAGCCUUCAUCAGCCAAGACCGGAAUUUAUCAAGUUCUGAAUGGAAGCAGGCUCUGUAUCAAAGCAGAGAUGGGGAUAGAGCUAACGGUUCAAGACACAGAGUCGGUUUUUUCAACUCAGAGAUACUUCAACAUCGACCCCAAUGCAACGGAGUCCUCUGGGAACUGUGGCUCUCGAAAAUCCAACCUUCUCUUGAAUUUCCACGGUGGAUUUGUGAAUCUCACAUUUACGAAGGAUGAAAACUCCUAUUAUAUCAGUGAAGUGAGAGCCUAUUUGACAGUCUCAAAUCCAGAGAAAAUUUACCAAGGAAUGAAAAGUGCUAUGGUGAUGUUUGAGACUGUGGUUGGGCAUUCCUUCAAGUGUGUGAGUGAGCAGAGCAUCCAGCUGUCAACCCAGCUUCAACUGAAAACAAUGAAUGUCCAAUUUCAAGCCUUUGAUUUUGAAGACGACCAAUUUGGAAAUGCGGAUGAAUGCUUCAGUGACAGAAACAGGAGAGAAAUCCCUGUGGCCGUGGGCCUGAGUAUCGCAGGACUGCUUGUCGUUUUGCUAACAGCAUGCCUGGUGGCCAGAAAGAGGCCCAGUAGAGGAUAUGAACGCGUGUAAAGCCCCACCUUCUUCAAAGUGUGCAAGGUUAAGGCCUUGGGAAUUCUGGCUUCAUAUUCAGCCUGAAGUGAAGGAAUCAGUUCUAGUAGCCUAUCCCACCCUUCCAAUCUUAUUAGGAAACCCAAUUUUCCCCCAGGGGCCAUCUGAAGGCUAAUUAAAAUGUAGCCACCACUUUCUCCUGUUGGCAUAGGGAGGCUGUGCCAUGGGCUUGAAUUCCAUCUUCCACACCUGGUAAUAGAGGGCUGGCUUUGAGAAUUAGGGAUAAGAAGUAGGGACAUGCUUGGGAGAGGGAGAGAGCAAAUACCUAAAGGGAGAAUUGUAGAACAACAUUUUCAAACAGCACUGAUUUUUCUUACACAUUUUGAAGAGUCUCAAUAUCUAGUUAAAAUGUAUAUAUUACCUCUUUAAAAACCAAUCCAUUUCAAAAUAGAUUCUAAAGUCAUUUAAAGCUCCUGAAUUGUGCCCAAUUCCUGAUUUACUUGAAUUACAGAAUGGUGUUAAUAGACUAUUAUUUUUAAAAAGACAUUCUAGGGGCGCCUGGGUGGCUUGGUCAGUUGAGCGUCCGACUUCGGCUCAGGUCAUGAUCUCACGGUCCGUGAGUUUGAGCCCCGCAUCGGGCUCUGUGCUGACAGCUCAGAGCCUGGAGCCUGUUUCAGAUUCUGUGUCUCCCUCUCUCUCUGCUCCUCCCCUGUUCAUGCUCUGUCUCUCUCUGUCUCAAAAAUAAAUAAACGUUAAAAAAAAAAUUU
This is a messenger RNA of Panthera uncia (snow leopard), 2206 nucleotides long. RefSeq names its product lysosomal associated membrane protein 3 (gene LAMP3). The record is from RefSeq and is a predicted model, not a curated record. Gene Ontology annotation, cellular component: membrane. NCBI's taxonomy places the organism in Eukaryota, Metazoa, Chordata, Mammalia, Carnivora, Felidae. The transcript has 6 exons. Bases 183 to 1460 code for a protein of 425 amino acids.